UGUCAAGCUAUCACAAAGCAGAAGCGGCGAUAGCAACGGAAGAUCGGCUAACAUCCACAAUGGUCCAUUUCUUGGACAUCAUUUGAUGAAACCUCUUAGAAAUCUGCCACCCUAAAGCCUUCUCUUGAGUGUUUACUGGAAACGUCAUCCCAUUGAGUUUCCAGUGGCAGUGCCAGAAUCGGACGCGGAGAGCGCAACCGUUUCAAAACUGAACCGGACUCGAUGAGGGAGCCCGAUCGGGAGGAUCAGCAGCUUGACGACAACAUGCCCCCCAAGUUCAAGAGACAUCUCAACGACGAUGAGGUCACGGGAUCCAUCCGCAGCGAGAGGAGGAACCUACUCGAGGAAGACUCUGAUGAAGAGGAAGACUUUUUUCUGCGUGGCCCGACGGGACCCCGAUUGGGAGGCCAGAACGACAAAAUCAAACACGUGCAGUCGCAGGUGGACGAGGUGAUCGACGUGAUGCAGGAGAACAUUUCCAAGGUGAUCGAGAGGGGCGAGCGUCUCGACGACCUGCAGGACAAGUCGGAGAGCCUAUCGGACAACGCGUCGGCCUUCAGCAGCCGAGCCAAACAGCUGCACAGGAGGAUGAUGUGGCGGAACAUGAAGAUGAAGAUGAUCAUCGCUCUGGUAGUGGUGGGGCUCCUGCUGAUUAUAAUCGUUCCGGUGAUUCUGCGGUAUCGUUAGUAUCCGCGGAAGAGGGCGACGGGCCUUUCCAUUCUCAUCUCAUCACACAAUCCAGUUGCGGGAGUCGGAAGACAAGCUCCCAACCCCCCCCGUCCCUCAUCACAAAAGUUGGCCCGACCGCCUUCAUCCCAAGCUUUGGAGUUUUAGAAAGCGGUUUGUUGGGCGGCGAGUAGUACAGUUUGCGUAACCUGCCAAUCUAUUUAAACGACGAAGGCGGCCACACGAGGAAACCAAAAUGGAGGACAUCUUUCACACGCUUCAAUGGAAGUUAGCGUUCUCUGUCCAACCAGUGACUGCGAGUGCGUUUUGCAACGCUGCAAGUGUAUGUACAGAACUGAAUCCAACCACAAUAUUUUUAAUUAUUUAUUUUUUAACGGGCACUACGUUUUCGGGAUCCCCCCCUAACGUCAAAAUGCGUCAGCGGCAUCCUUCUCGCCAGUUGAAACCAAAACCACGAAUGUUGUCUGUAGUCUUUCUAACUCGUUUUGACGGGCCAAUGUCAUUUUUAAAACUGUGAAACGGUCUAGACAUUUUAUUUGACUGCACUUUCAUUUCUUUCCAUGAUGUACAUAUUGAUCCUGUAAGCAUUCCAAUCCUCAUUCUUUCCCUCUUAACCGCCUCACUCCGUCUGAAAUAAAAGUGCUAUUAAAAGUC
Molecule: messenger RNA, 1341 nt
Organism: Syngnathus acus (greater pipefish)
Lineage: Eukaryota; Metazoa; Chordata; Actinopteri; Syngnathiformes; Syngnathidae
Gene: vamp4
Product: vesicle-associated membrane protein 4
Exons: 8
Coding region: 223-687 (154 amino acids)
Biological process (GO): Golgi ribbon formation; vesicle-mediated transport
Cellular component (GO): membrane
Source: RefSeq, a predicted model, not a curated record